AUGCUGGGUCCCGCCCUCCUCGCCCUCCUCGCCCUCCUCUGUUGCUUCAGAGGACUUGCAGGCCCAUCGCCCCAUUUCCUGCAGCAGCCAGAGGACUUGGUGGUGUUGCUGGGGGAGGAAGCCCGGCUACCCUGUGCUCUGGGCGCCUACCGCGGGCUCGUGCAGUGGACUAAGGAUGGGCUGGCUCUAGGGGGCGAAAGAGACCUUCCAGGGUGGUCCCGGUACUGGAUAUCAGGGAACGCAGCCAGUGGCCAGCACGACCUCCACAUUAAGCCUGUGGAACUGGAAGAUGAAGCAACGUAUGAGUGCCAGGCUUCGCAAGCGGGCCUCCGAUCACGGCCUGCACAGCUGCGUGUGAUGGUCCCCCCAGAACCCCCUCAGGUACUAGGUGGCCCUGCAGUGUCUCUGGUUGCUGGAGUUCCUGGGAAUCUGACCUGUCGGAGUCGAGGGGAUGCCCAACCUGCCCCUGAACUACUGUGGUUCCGAGAUGGGAUCCGGCUGGAUGGGACCACCUUCCACCAGACCACACUGAAGGACAAGACCACUGGGACAGUGGAAAACACCUUAUUCCUGACCCCUUCCAGUCACGAUGAUGGAGCCACCUUGAUCUGUAGAGCCCGGAGCCAGGCCCUGCCCACAGGGAAGGACACAGCCGUUACACUGAUCCUGCAGUAUCCCCCAGUGGUGACUCUGUCUGCUGAGCCCCAGACUGUGCAGGAGGGAGAGAAGGUGACUUUCCGGUGUCAAGCCACUGCCCAGCCUCCUGUCACCGGUUACAGGUGGGCGAAGGGGGGAUCCCCGGUGCUCGGGGCACGUGGGCCAAGGUUGGAGGUCGUAGCAGACGCCACGUUCCUGACAGAGCCGGUGUCCUGCGAGGUCAGCAAUGCGGUGGGAAGCGCCAACCGAAGCACCGCGCUGGAAGUGCUGUAUGGACCUAUUCUGCAGGCAAAACCAAAGCCCGUGUCCGUGGACGUAGGGAAAGACGCCUCCUUCAGCUGUGCCUGGCGAGGGAACCCACUUCCACGGAUUACUUGGACCCGCCUCGGCAGCUCUCAGGUGCUGAGCUCGGGGCCCACGCUGCAUCUUCCAUCCGUGGCGCUGGAGGAUGCGGGCGACUAUGUGUGCAGGGCUGAGCCGCGGCGCUCCGGUCUGGGAGGCGGCACAGCGCAGGCGAGGUUGACAGUGAAUGCUCCCCCCGUAGUGACGGCCCCUCACCCUGCGCCAGCCUUCCUGAGGGGCCCUGCUCGCCUCCAGUGUGUGGUGUUUGCUUCUCCUGCCCCGGACUCCGUGGUUUGGUCUUGGGACGAGGGCUUCCUGGAGGCAGGCUCACUAGGCAGGUUCCUGGUGGAGGCCUUCUCAGCCCCGGAAGUGGAGGGAGGACAGGGCCCAGGUCUUAUUUCUGUGCUACACAUUUCCGGGACCCAGGAGUCCGACUUUACCAGGGUCUUCAACUGCACUGCCAGGAACCGCCUGGGUGAGGGACGGACACAGGUCCACCUGAGCCGUAGAGAUCUGCUGCCCACUGUACGGAUUGUGGCUGGAGCAGUCUCUGCAGCCACCACCCUCUUUAUGGUCAUCACUGGAGUGACCCUCUGCUGCUGGCGCCAUGGCAAGGCCUCAGGCUCUUUCUCCAAGAACAAGAACUUGGUCCGGAUCCCAGGAAGCAGUGACGGCUCCAGUUCACGUGGCCCGGAGGAGGAGACAGGCAGCAGAGAAGACCGGGGUCCCAUUGUGCACACUGAGCACAGUGACUUGAUUCUUGAUGAAAAGGAGGCUCUGGAGACAACAGAUCCAACCAACGGUUACUACAAGGUUCGUGGAGUCAGUGUGAGCCUUAGCCUUGGGGAAGCCCCUGGAGGAGGCCUCUUCUUGCCACCCUCCUCUCCGAUUGGACUUCCAGGGACUCCUACUUACUAUGACUUCAAGCCACACCUGGACUUAAUACCCCCCUGCAGACUGUACAGAGCACGGGCCGGUUACCUCACCACACCUCAUCCCCGCGCUUUCGCCAGCUACAUGAAACCCACAUCCUUUGGACCCCCAGAUUUGAGCUCUGGGACUCCCCCCUUCCCCUACGCUACCUUGUCUCCACCCAGCCACCAGCGUCUCCAGACUCAUGUGUGAAGACAUCUCUCUAGUUGAAGAGUCUUGAGAUCUUCAACCUGCCAUCAUGUCCUGUCCAGCUUUCUGAGGAAUCAGGACAAGUUGAUGACCUAUUCCUCCAAAACGGAGUACCAAAGGAGGGAAACAAUGUCAGGAUCAUUGAUGCAGAGUCAGCUCAGCCAAAACAGAUGCUCCAAGUGGGAGCAAUAUGACCACUUUACCCAUUUAUUCCCCUGUGAGAAAGACAUUCAAGAUGGUGACUAAACUCUUUGCAGAGGGACAAAAGUCAGGAGACGAUGGGAGUUAGGGACAUGGAUGGAAGGCAUUUCUAGCCAGUAGAGAAGAUAUUUGAAAAUGACCAUCUGCAGCAAGAAUAAUGAUAGCAUAAGACAAGUCAAGAUGAAAG
Peromyscus eremicus (cactus mouse) is the source of this 2509-nucleotide messenger RNA. It is a transcript of the gene Kirrel2, whose product is annotated as kirre like nephrin family adhesion molecule 2. The transcript has 15 exons. Gene Ontology annotation, cellular component: cell-cell junction. Bases 1 to 2124 code for a protein of 707 amino acids. The record is from RefSeq and is a predicted model, not a curated record. Gene Ontology annotation, biological process: cell-cell adhesion. Lineage: Eukaryota; Metazoa; Chordata; Mammalia; Rodentia; Cricetidae. Gene Ontology annotation, molecular function: cell adhesion molecule binding.